Messenger RNA from Diaporthe amygdali, 1986 nucleotides. RefSeq lists its product as uncharacterized. The record is from RefSeq and is a predicted model, not a curated record. NCBI's taxonomy places the organism in Eukaryota, Fungi, Ascomycota, Sordariomycetes, Diaporthales, Diaporthaceae. Gene Ontology annotation, cellular component: nucleus. Gene Ontology annotation, molecular function: transcription cis-regulatory region binding; zinc ion binding; DNA-binding transcription factor activity, RNA polymerase II-specific. Gene Ontology annotation, biological process: positive regulation of transcription by RNA polymerase II. The transcript has a single exon. Bases 1 to 1986 code for a protein of 661 amino acids.
AUGGCCAGCAAGCCAUUAGCACGUAGCUCAGACGGCUGCUGGACCUGCCGUCUCCGCCGCAAGAAAUGCGACGAGGCCAGGCCUCAAUGCGCUGCAUGCGAGGCACUGGAGAUAUCAUGCCUCUACAGUGACGAGAAACCAGAGUGGAUGGACGGUGGGGAUAGGCAAGCCGAGAAAGCUGAGGAAGUGAAAGCAGAGGUGAAGAAGAAGGCAGCCUGGAGGAGGGAAAGGAAAUAUCUGACCGGAAUUGAGCCUGGCAUCGAGGAGUUGAGCGUGGCCGAUGGCGCUUCAGAGUUGAAUUUCACCACGCAAAAUGAUGCCAGCAGAAAGAAAACCACCGUGGGGGCGAACAACGCUGCUUCAUCGACGAACAGCUCGUGGGACUCUCCGCAGAAUUCUUCUUCCGAGGCAACUAGUAACACCACGCCUCCUUCCUCAACUGCCGAACCAGGCGCUUUGUCCUCAGGGGACGGGAUGUACAUUCAAGGGCAGCAAUUUGCUGCCCAUGCCACGACUCAAAGCUUCUUAUCAUCCGCUCCUGUGGGCACAGUACCCUAUCACAGCCUCAACGAACGUGAGCUCACCUUCCUCACGAUGUACCUCGACUACGUCUUCCCUUUCCUUUUCCCCUUCUACCGGCCACCCUUGCUGCAGUCAGGGCGAGGAUGGCUCUUGAUUCUGCUCUUGCGGAAGAGGACUCUGUUGCACUCAGCGUUGUCACUGGCCACCUACUUCUUCGCUGUCGCAACAGACAACCUGCUAUCAGGACACGAGUUAUGCCGCGAGCACAACCGCUCGGAACUGGAGAAGCAGCACGAGCUCACCCUCAAGGAACUGCAACAUGAUGUUGCAGUAGUGAACGAGAGAGGCGUUGCCUCAGACCUCAUCGAGAGUGCACGCAUAAUGGAGAGCAUUGUGCAGCUUGUGGUCUUCGAGGUUGCUGUGACUCGAAGGAUAGCGUGCGCGGAGAGCUGGAUGGUGCAUCUUGACGGCGCUUUCGUUAUGUUUGAGCAAAUUAUGGAGCACCACGCCUCGAGCGGAGAAGGGGAUGGGAAGCAUUAUUGCUGGCAUGCAAUAAUAGGGCAACUAGGCGUAGGGUCGCAGAUGCCCACGUUGGGUUUCUCGCCGUCCGGCGACCCCUACCCUUAUAAUUCCGAUCAGGCGGCGAUGAGGUUCUUCACGGCGCUCUUGCUCUUUGCGGAUGUCAUCUCUGCUACAGCGUUGGAGACGACGCCGAGGCUGUACAGAUUUCAUGGCAUCCUACUUGAAUCCUCCUCAGGAAGCUUCGCCGGAGUCGACAUCACUGGACCGCAGAUCAACCUAGAGAGUAUUGUUGGCAUCAAGAACUCCGUGAUCACCCUUCUCGCACAGGCAGCAGACCUACACGCGUGGAAAAAGGAGAUGACGAAGAACGGGUCGCUGUCCAUGGUGCAGCUCGUUACCCGGGCGUCGCAGAUCGAGACGCCCCUGCGGGGCCUGAUCGCAUGCUUGGAACAGCAGAGACAAAGCGCCAAUGACGGCCACGGCAACCAGGUUCCGCCCAUGACGAACCCGAUCGAUUUCAUCGCGCAGUACAACGUCGGCCUCCCCAUCAUCCCGAGCUCAAGCACCGUCUGGACCAGCCUGAUCUGGGCGUACGCCUCGCUCACGUAUCUGUGCACCGUCGUGUCGGGCUGGCAGCCGUCGUGCCCCGAGAUCCGCGCCAGCGUGGCAGCCACCAUCGAUCUGCUCGCCAGCGCUCCCGUGCCAGCGUCGGUACGGAGCGUCGUCUGGCCGUUCUGCGUGACGGGUUGCCUCGCGCUGCCCGAGGAGGAGGGCAUCUUCCGCGGCUUGGUCGAGGCGCUGGGCCCGCUGUCGAGCUUCGGGACGAUCGCCGGUGCGCUGCGGGUUAUGGAGGCUGUGUGGGCUAGGAGGGGCCAGCUCGGGCCGGACUGGACCAUGGCAGAGGGGCUGAGAGGCGUGGGGACGGGCGUCAUGCUUGUGUGA